This is a messenger RNA of Nelumbo nucifera (sacred lotus), 629 nucleotides long. RefSeq lists its product as uncharacterized. Gene Ontology annotation, molecular function: DNA binding. Gene Ontology annotation, cellular component: cytosol; nucleus. NCBI's taxonomy places the organism in Eukaryota, Viridiplantae, Streptophyta, Magnoliopsida, Proteales, Nelumbonaceae. The record is from RefSeq and is a predicted model, not a curated record.
GUAGCUUAAACGCUGUGACGCUGUGUGACAGUGAGCGAUUUCUCUCUGGUUGUUUCAGCUUUCUAAGAGGAGAUCCAGGGUUGGAGAAGGAAAAGCAAUGGCUGAUCCCGAAUUGGAAGCUAUCAGACAAAGAAGAAUGCAGGAGUUAAUGGCACAACAUGGCAUUGGAAAUCAGCAGAACUCGGAGCAGCAGAAAGCACAGGAAGAAGCCAAAAGAGAAGCAGCAGAUGAAAGGAGGCAAAUGAUGCUUAGUCAAAUCUUGUCAUCUGAAGCACGAGAAAGGCUUGCUCGGAUUGCUUUGGUGAAGCCUGAGAAGGCACGUGGAGUUGAGGAUGUUCUACUGAGAGCUGCUCAAAUGGGUCAGAUAGUUGAGAAGGUGUCUGAAGAAAGGCUUAUAUCAUUACUGGAACAGAUUAACAAUCAAACAACAAAGCAAACCAAAGUGACGAUCCAGAGGCGUCGGAGUGUUCUGGAGGACGACGAUUAAGACCCAUUUGGUGUUUGAUGAUAGAAAACUCUUUAAAUGGUUGUAUAUUUUUGGUCAUUUGGCCAGCAUUAUUGAGCGUGACUCAUUUCAAUAUACCUUCUGCUACUGGCUUUGCUAGAAAUUGAGUGUCUUUUGUUCUGUC